GGAGCUCUGCCGAAACAAAGGCCUGAGAAACUGAGAUCUGGGAAAACUGCAAGGUCGUCCAAAAAUGCCGGAGCACAAAAAGCUGGGCAAGACGAGGCCGGAGCAAACGGUCGAGUCGGAGCCCGGCCACGUAGGAGUCUCACAGGCUGGUUUCAGUAUUUAGAUUUUCAUCCAAAGAUGUGCUCUGCGAUUAGAUGAGCUCUUAGCUAUCUGAUUGGCAGAUACGUUUCUGUUUGUGUUUUUCUGGCCAGCAGGAGGAGGUGUGUUUUUGUUUGUUUGGGGCUUUUUUUUUUGUUUGGUUUUUUUGGAUGCAUUCAGCCGGCGUGUGCAUUAUCGGAUUAGUCAGAGGCCAUCUAUUCCUGUUGGGAAAGAGGCGUGUAUACUUUUUUGACCCCUGGGGAAGGAGAGUGUGCAACCUUUUCUCGAUCGUUAAUGGAUUUUGUACUAAAAUAGCACCGAGGAGGCGGAGACUCGGCAGAGCCAGCGGAGGGGGAGGCUCCGAAAACCUACACGAACUGUGCUGGCGGGGUCGGCUCCGAGGAGCGCGGGGGAGCGCGGCGCCCCAGCGACCCUCUGCGCAUGACCGCCUCUGGUUGCCUAGGCAGCGGGACGGAGUCGCCCGGAAGAGCUUCCCUGAAGGAGCUGCCGGCUCCUAAAACUCAUCCCCGAGGGUCUCGGGACUGACCAGUUCCUGAGGCAGUCUUGACCACGGCAAAGCAGAUGAAGCGCAGAGCCUGAUGCAGUGUGAUGGCCACCCGCCUAGAAGCCGGAGGAUUCAGAGAAACGGGGGGAAUUGGCCCCAGCGGACACCGGGAAUAUGGCAGACUUUUCUGAGACCUUGGAGGCCUUGACUGAUGAGGUAAAGAGUUCCGGUUCAUUCAGUUCCUCAGGAGGACUGCAGCCCUGGUCUUACAACCCUGGGAGCGAGUCUGAGAGUGGAUCGCUGCCUUCACGCUCGGAAUAUGGAGACAACCAAUCUGAGCUUUCAGACUUCAAAGCGAAUGUAAAGAAAUUGAGCAGAAAAUGGAUCCAGAACCUCAAGGGCAAGGAAACGAACUCUGAACAGUACCGACCAGACACUAAACAUCAAACAGACAUCACUCAGGUAUCCCUUGAAGAAUUGAAUGCCCUGCAGUCUUUCUGCACCGUUAAGGUAAACCUGAUCCACCACAGAGCGAACUCUAAGGGGAAAAAGAGCAGCAGACACAAAAAGCUGAAGCUUGGACCCGAGGCCAAGGCUCCAGAGGUAGAAGCCUUAAAGUGUAUAGUCCCUGACGAGCUUUUGAAUAGAAUCUAUUUUAAAAACAUGAGGACAACAUCCAAACAGGUGGGAACAGCUAAGCAACACAUUUCUUCUCGGUGUCCCGACUGUAUCAGAAAAAGGGCAGAACUGGCCCAAGCUGCCUUCCUGAGACAGAAGAAGACUUUACUGGAGUCACUUCUACUCCAAGAGAAAAUAGAUGAACAUCUUUAUACGAAAGACUUCCUCACCCUCAUCAGAGAAGCACACCAGAGCCUUCCCAGGCUUUCAGAUGACCCCAGAAGAAUCUGGGAAAGGCUGAAUGAGAAACGUAAAACUGGAUACUCUGGUUUUUUGAAAGGUCAGAUAUAAAGCAGAAAAUGUAGCAGAAUGGAACUAGUGCUUGUUAUUCACCUUUUUGUCUGCUUAUUCGCAAACCUCUUAUUCUUAACCAGACAGGGGGUGGUGUUUAUUAAUGAUAAUGUGUCAUGUGGGUAAAUGUUUCUGUUGUGUAUUUGAAUAAUUAGCAUCUCUAUAAUAGGGGUGGAGCGGGCAUGCAGCCUAUAGCACCCAAUCCUUAGCAUCGCCACCAUUAUUGGGAGACCCUGAGAACAGCAGUUAUAAGGUCCCUUUCUGCCUGUGGUCACCCCCCAGUGCCCAUCGUGGCAGAGUGGGGUGCGAAGCAGUCCCGGGGCCGUGUCUGGGGACAGGCCAUGAGGGCUGUCCUGUAGAGCCCCAGAAGCCUCGCAUGGCUUCCUAACUGGCCAGGCCCAGGCCUUAAAGGAGCCGUGAACCUCUUCAUCCCCACCUCUGGAACUGUGGUCUCCAUGCCUGGCAGUUCAAGGAGGCCUCAGCAACUGGAGUAAACGGGAAAUCUGCCACUCAGGUAACAACUUCAACCAGCUUCAGUCUCUCUGUUCAAGUUUCAGAAACUGGUCCGGCUUAGAUCAGUUGUCUAUCCUGAGGAAGUGGCCAGAGGUCAGGGAUAAUUUGCACAGACAUGGAGCAUCUACUUCAGUUCCACUGCUGUGGUUGGGUCUCUUUUCAAAGAAGGGCAAUUGUUGGAGCUAGGAAUUCACAUGAUUGGUAAUUGCUACAGCACAUAUUCCUGUCGAUCCUAAACAAAUGAUUCUCUCCAACUUUUAAUGAGAAGCCUGAGAGCCAGUUGGGUCCUGGGUUCCCAGCUGGGCAGGGACCAGGGACUUAGCCAAGAGGGUGCCUGUCAGCUAAGAUCUGCCUCCUCAACUGGGCCUGGGCCCUGCAGGAGGACCCAGACUGGGUGCAGGACAAGCGCGUCAGGCAGUUAUUGGCCUCUGCAAGGAUCACCCUGCUUUUAGCCAAGCCUGGACCUCAGAGAGUGAAAGUUGAGCUUUGGGAUCUUGCCUUUUCUUGUCUGAACUGAGAAUAACAUUUAUUUUGGUGAAGGUUUAUGGGGAACACCUUGAGCUAUGGACCAGACCUCAGGAACAAAGGAUCUGCCACUAACAAGCUUGUAACAACUAACACACCCUCCCUCACCUUUCCUAUUAAAGGGAUUUGUUGAAAGCUUUGGGGGCAUUAAGGAGUUCUUAAGGCAUGGCCCUACAAUAAACCAUUCUAUGCGCCAAA
Molecule: messenger RNA, 2848 nt
Organism: Odocoileus virginianus texanus
Lineage: Eukaryota; Metazoa; Chordata; Mammalia; Artiodactyla; Cervidae
Source: RefSeq, a predicted model, not a curated record